Molecule: messenger RNA, 826 nt
Organism: Anolis sagrei ordinatus
Lineage: Eukaryota; Metazoa; Chordata; Lepidosauria; Squamata; Anolidae
Gene: DCTN6
Product: dynactin subunit 6
Biological process (GO): mitotic spindle organization
Cellular component (GO): dynactin complex
Molecular function (GO): dynein complex binding
Source: RefSeq, a predicted model, not a curated record
GGCUGACAAGUUGAUUGGCAGAUGUCCCUCCUCUCCUCCAGGCUGCCUCAUCGCAGGCCGAGCAAUAGAUGACGUGAGCGGAAAAGAUGGCGGAGAAAGCGCCGAAGAGUGUAAAGAUUGCUCCCGGCGCUGUUGUCUGUGUAGAGAGUGAAAUCAAGGGAGAUGUGACAAUAGGCCCUCGCACAGUAAUUCACCCCAAGGCACGGAUCAUUGCAGAAGCUGGACCAAUAGUGAUCGGAGAAGGUAACCUCAUAGAAGAACAAGCCAUUAUCAUAAAUGGCUAUCCCGAAAAUAUUACUCCUGAUACAGAAGGAAUGGAAGCUAAACCAAUGAUUAUUGGCACCAACAACGUAUUUGAAGUUGGGUGUUAUUCUCAGGCAAUGAAAAUAGGAGACAACAAUGUUAUUGAAUCCAAAGCUUAUGUAGGUAGGAAUGUGAUCUUGACAAGCGGCUGUAUCAUUGGUGCCUGCUGUAACGUUAACACCUACGAAGUUAUUCCUGAGAACACGGUAAUCUAUGGAGCUGACUGUCUUCGUCGAGUUCAAACUGAACGACCACAGCCACAAACACUGCAACUGGACUUCCUGAUGAAAAUCCUGCCAAACUAUCACCAUCUUAAGAAAGCCAUGAAAGGAACUUCUACUCCAGUCAAAAGUUGAAGACCUCCCUGCAUGAUUACAGAAUUUGUGGCGGGGAUGUUUCUGUCUCCAUUCAGAACUUCGCUUCUACAAGAACUGGCUUCAUUUCCUUUGCUAACUCACUCAUUCCAUUCUGCCACAUAAUUUUAUUUAUUUAAAUGAUGAAAAAUAAAGGCCAAUCUAUUAUC